AUGUUAAAUAACGCGAAUGUUGCUGCCAGUCAUGUUAUUAAUAUUAAUUUGCUGCAGUCGCUUUCGCAAGCCGUGAAUCCAUACCACAGGAAAUUUUACGCAUUUUUGUGCUUCAACGACGAUUCAGCUUACCGCCAGACGUUAUUGAAGAAAAUGAACUUUGCGACCUUUGGGAUUGCGGAUACGUCAAGCGCGAAUUUGCCGUAUGGACCGGAAUUCAGUAUGGCGACACUUUUGUUUGACUUGGCGUGCGAAGGGACGAGGAGUUUUUGGGAAAUGUUGGAUUUGGAGAUGAUGGUAACGAAUAAAAUUUUGCUGUGGAAUGUUUCGAAGGAGCAGCACGAGAUGAUUAAGCGGAAGGAAGGGCUUGAAGGUAUCAUUGAAGUGUAUUUGGUGGAGGAGGAACAAGUUGAUAAAGAGAUUUUGGUUACAAAAGUGACAAAGAAGGAAUUCCAUCGUAUUCCUCAAUUCAUACCUUUCGCUGUCUGGACGAACGAAACCCUUCAAAUUCUUCAACCGGCAUCAUCUUUCAUCUCGCGCGACCGUUACGACUUACAAGGCGCCUCCAUUCGUGUUUGCAUCGUCAUCCCAACGCCAGACACUCGACAUCACCUGGCCGAUGGCGUCGAUCGUCACAUUGACACGAACACCAAGCAUUCGUACUUUGUCACGCUCGAACUGCUGGAAUUUCUCAACGCCACUCCCGUUUAUUCGUACGAGACCAUUUGGGGUUACUUUAACAAGUCAUCGAACUCGUGGAACGGAAUGAUCCAAAAAUUGAUAAACCGUGAAACGGACAUCAGUGGAACGGCAAUUUGGGUAACGGCGAAUCGCGUGUCGAUUAUUCAGUACGUUUAUCGGACGUCAGCUGCCGAUGUUUGGUUUUUGUUCCAGAAUCCGCGAUUGUCGUUCACGGACAAUCUUUUUUUGCUGCCUUUUUCGCAGGUCACGUGGAUUUGCGCUUUUUUGCUGGUUCCCGUACUUGCCGUCGGCAUCACCUUCAUUCGGUAUUACUCGGAAGUGAAAAUUGAAAGACAGCGAGAAGAACAAAAGGCGGAAUUGGGAGAAUCUUUCUACAUGAUUUUGACAAUUGUCUGCCAACAAGGAUUCACAAACACCAUUCACAGCAUUAGUGCGCGACUUUUGAUGUUUUUCUCGUUUUUUACCUUGAUGUUGUUGUAUGUGAGUUAUGCAGCAAGUCUUGUGGCACUUCUUCAAUCAUCGAGUAAGAGAAUUAAUUCGCUGCAAGAUUUGCUCGAGUCCAAGAUGAAGCUAGGAGUGGAAGAUGCGGCUUAUAAUCGGAUUUAUUUUGCGAUGCAACGUGACCCCAUCAAAAAAGCCAUUUAUGAACGGAAAGUUAUCAAUCGAGACGGUACGAAGAAUUUCAUUCCAGUGGAAAAAGGAAUUGAGAAAGUACGGAACGAGUUGUAUGCUUUUCAUACAGAAGUUGGGAACGCAUAUCGAUUUAUUACCGAAUCUUAUAACCAAAAUGAGAAAUGUCGUUUAAAUCGUUUAAAGUAUUUGGAAGUUGAUUCGCCGUACCAUUUGAUAAGAAAAAAUGCAACUUAUAAGGAAAUUGUAACAGUGGCUUUAUCCCGCAUCACCGAGCAUGGCAUCCUCAAAAAAGUAACGGAACCAUUUUAUGCCGAGAAACCCGGCUGCACGGGAUCAUCUGUGAAAUUUUUCGCCAUCAACUUGCACGACGUCCAACCAGCCUUCAUUUUCUUGGGUUCCGGCUACGCAAUUUCACUCCUGAUUUUUGUCAUGGAAGUUCUUAUUGCCCAACAUCACAAACGCAAAAAAUUAAACAGAGUCGAAGUAGAGGAAUUGGAGGAAAUUGAAUAG
Messenger RNA from Culicoides brevitarsis, 1845 nucleotides. RefSeq lists its product as uncharacterized. Gene Ontology annotation, cellular component: membrane. NCBI's taxonomy places the organism in Eukaryota, Metazoa, Arthropoda, Insecta, Diptera, Ceratopogonidae. The record is from RefSeq and is a predicted model, not a curated record. Gene Ontology annotation, molecular function: ligand-gated monoatomic ion channel activity. The coding region runs from base 1 to 1845 and encodes 614 amino acids. The transcript has 5 exons.